Molecule: messenger RNA, 915 nt
Organism: Lasiodiplodia theobromae
Lineage: Eukaryota; Fungi; Ascomycota; Dothideomycetes; Botryosphaeriales; Botryosphaeriaceae
Product: 26s proteasome regulatory subunit S5a
Exons: 4
Coding region: 1-915 (304 amino acids)
Biological process (GO): proteasome-mediated ubiquitin-dependent protein catabolic process
Cellular component (GO): nucleus; proteasome regulatory particle, base subcomplex; cytosol
Molecular function (GO): polyubiquitin modification-dependent protein binding
Source: RefSeq, a predicted model, not a curated record
AUGGUGUUGGAGGCGACUAUGAUAGUGGUGGACAACAGUGAGAGCAGCAGGAAUGGCGACUAUGUCCCGUCGCGAUUUGAAGCGCAAGAGGACGCCGUCAACCUCAUCUUCUCGGCCAAGAUCCAGUCCAACCCAGAGUCGUCAGUUGGUCUUAUGAGCAUGGGCGCCACCGGCCCCGAGGUUCUUACUACCUUGACUACCGACAUGGGCAAGAUUCUGGAUGGCCUGCACCGCACCAAGAUAAGAGGAUCGCCGCACUUCUCAACCGGCAUCAACAUUGCGGCGUUAGCACUCAAGCACCGCCAGAACAAGUCCCAGCGCCAACGCAUCAUCGUCUUCACCUGCAGCGCCCUCCCUGAGGACGAGAAGUCACUCGUCAAGCUUGCCAAGCGCAUGAAGAAGAACAACAUCAAUGUCGAUAUCAUUGCUUUCGGAGACCUUGCCCCGGAAAACGUCAAGAAGCUCGAGGCUUUCAACGAGAACGUCAAGGGUGGCGAUGGAUCGCAUCUUGCCAUCAUCCCACCGAGUUCCAACCUGCUUAGCGACGCCAUCGUCACGACACCCAUAAUAGGCGGAGAGGCCGCGCCUGGCGGUGGUGCUGGUGGCGCUGGUGCUCAGGGCGGCGAGGGCGGUGGUCAAGAAUGGGAGUUCGGCGUCGACCCUAGUAUGGACCCGGAGCUGGCGCUUGCGCUGAGGAUGUCUUACGAGGAGGAGAAAGCCAGGCAGGAGCGUGAGAGGAAGGCCCAGGAAAGCAAGGAAGGAAAGUCGGAGCUCGAGGGUAUCGCGGAGGAGGGUGGAGAUGAGAGCAAGCCUCUUCUGGACAAGAGCGGCGAGCCGAGCGGCUCUGGAAGUGGCAGCAAGGACUCGAGCGACAAGAAGGACAAGGAUGAUGGCGACAAGAUGGACACGGCAUGA